Molecule: messenger RNA, 4143 nt
Organism: Phragmites australis (common reed)
Lineage: Eukaryota; Viridiplantae; Streptophyta; Magnoliopsida; Poales; Poaceae
Product: probable LRR receptor-like serine/threonine-protein kinase At1g63430
Exons: 15
Coding region: 2051-3991 (646 amino acids)
Biological process (GO): protein phosphorylation
Molecular function (GO): protein kinase activity; ATP binding; protein binding
Source: RefSeq, a predicted model, not a curated record
UCAGUUGGAACAGUCAGCACCUACAGUCCAUUAUGGAAAAAGGCUAUGGUGACAUCAGAAUAUCUAAAAGAGUUUUUUCAAAUGCUUUACAUGCUACUGUCAAUUUUUAUAGUUUGGCAUCAACAACCUGCAAACUAGUAGUCAAUGGAGGAAACGAUAGACUUUGUGAGCAGGUUCAUGAGUCAUAGAUUAUCAAUACCUGGCUGAAGUGACAUGGUAAAGAACAAGAUGUCAGCUAAUUUUCGUCGGUGGAACGCGACAGCGAGAAAGGAGAGUUGAGAUCUGAAUAUAAUUGAAACCAAUUUGGUAAGAAGACUGAGCCUGGAGACGGGACCGAUCAAUAUACUAUCGUCAAUAUUGAUUUUCUUUAUAGAGCUAAUGCAUCUCUUUCUGUACUCACGAUCUUCCUGGGAAUUGCAAGCGGUUACAAGGACUCAAUCUUCUAAGGGGAAAAACAACCACUAAUUUUUGAAAGGCAAAUGUAGAAAUGAGAGAGAGAAAAGGGUAAAGCCUUUCUCAGAGGAGUCCCAGAGAAACUUGUGUCUGAAGGCUAUAUCCCACCCCAUUCCAUUUGCCAGCCACAGGAAUCAUCAUUAGUCUUUGCCUUGAUUUGCUUGGAAGCAGCACCAUCACUUUUCAGGUCAUCUUUAAGCUAAACAAUCUCCACUACUCUGCAUUUGCGUAUUCGCGCAAUAAAUUUUUAUAUUUCCUCUGGUCUUCAAGAAAUUCACCGUGCACAAAUCAAUCUGAACGCUGGAAAGUGAGAAAAUACUUCACUUUUUCUUCAGGAAAAAAGAACAGCAAGCAUGUGUUCUAAAUCAAAAGCUUCAGCCAUGGAGAUGCUUGCGGGUUACUCAUUUCUUUUGAUGAGCUAGUGUACUGUAUAUUGCUUUCCCUUGCAGGCUAACGUUUUGCUUGGUCAUGAUGGCGUCCUGUUCUUGACCUUUCCCGUGGCAAGUGAAGUACGGGACAAUGGUGAUGUGUACCCCCUCUUUGAUUACUCUAGAAUUGUUGCAACUUUCUGCAAUAUUGGUUGCAACAACUCCUCAGGUUAUUGCGUCAUUCUUUGUAAUAAAAUGUAGCACGAAUCAAAGAUCUGGCUGGUGGCAAGUGCAAGGAAACGACCAUGGCGCAAAGAAACAUCCAUUCCGGCCAUGGCAUCGAAAAAAACUGUAUCCUAUACCCUGAUUCCGGAAAAGAUUUGAAUAGUCACCUAACCAGUCAUUUUCGGUACGUAUGCGUGAGGGAGUGUGCUCGGACUGCGAAGCUGAAACUUGAAUUAGUCCGGAAGAUUUCGAACUCCGAUAUGCUCAGGUUCAGCUUCAGGUAAAUAUGAUUUGCCACCUGAUUUGGUAGACUGGAACUGAACGUGUCACAUUUCUGAUCUGACCCCUACCUGUUUGUUCAGUGUUUUGUGAGCUUUAGUGCCAGCAGCUUCCAUCUAUGACCCACCCCAGUCCAGGGAAGAUUCAAGUUUAGUUUCGUGUCCCAUCCAAUAGUUUCUCGGAAAGAGCCUCAUGUAACAAUCCAAUUAAUCGUCCUCAACCUCGUGACUACUGAAGAUGGCAGAACUUUACCGUCUCUACGUAAGUGUCUGGACUGUGGAGCAAGUGUACAAACGUACAGUAGUAUGUCACGUGCGGGUCAUGAGACGGGUGUGUAGAACAGUAUGUACGCGGCGCGUGCGCUGGGCGUACAAACUCGGCUGUAGAGCGAGACAUAAAAAUGGGGAAAUAUAAAGUGGUGCUGAUGGCUAGAUGAAUACCUGGGAGGUGGUUGUUUCCUUGUCCUCGUACGAUUAGACUAGUAAUCUAGGCCAUCAUCGCUGCUUGGCGUGGCCGUUAAGUGCAAGCGUGCAACUGCUUCGUGCUUCUUCUUCCACCUCGCGGCGGGACAUCAACACGAGAAGCUCGAUGGCCAUGUGAAGUGAAGCGAACAAGUCGCCUCUGCUUCCAUUUCACUUCAAGCCGCCGUCGUGAUACUUUUCCCCCUUUUUGGUUCUGUCGUGAGCGUCUGCCGAGUCUUGUAUGCUCGGUUGAGGAGAAGAGACAUGUCGACGGUGAAGCUGCUCGGGAUCUCUCUCCUCCGCAUGCUUCUCGUCGCGGCUUCUGCAUCCGUUUCAGAUGACGUGUCUGCGCUUCUUGCGUUCAAGAGAGCCAUCUACGAGGACCCUCUGUCCAAGCUGUCGGACUGGAAUUCCAAGGACAAGGAUCCCUGCACCUGGUCCGGCGUGGGGUGCUCGGCGUUCAACAGCCGCGUUGUUACUCUAGAAUUGUCGAAUUCAUCUCUCCAAGGAUUCUUGGCACCAGAGAUCGGAUCCCUGAGAUCCUUGCAGAAACUCAUGUUGGAUCACAAUACAUUCAUGGGCUCAAUACCGAAAGAAAUCGGCAUGCUAAAGAACCUGACCGAGCUGGAUCUUGGCACCAAUCAGCUUGCGGGGCCCAUUCCUAGUGAGAUUGGUGACAUGCCAAAGAUCACAAAAAUAGACCUUCACGGAAAUCGGUUGAAAGGUGCUAUCCCUCCUGAGCUUGGCAAGUUGGCAAGCCUUGUCGAGCUACGGUUGAGCAAUAACAGCCUUACAGGGAUUAUUCCAAGUAACGAUUCGAGCAUGGAGUUCGCCAACAGCACUGAUCAAAUUGGAUUGUGUCAAUUAUCUCAGCUAACCGAUAUUGACCUCUCAUAUAACUUUUUGGCUGGAGAUAUUCCUAUGUGCUUAAAGCAAAUCCAAAGAUCAAGCUUGGUAGGGAAUUGCUUCCAGAACAAUGGCACAGUAAACCGUCCUGUCCAGGAAUGUCAAAGUAGCCAGGAUGCAGGCGAAGACAACCAUGGUGGGAAUGAGCAGAAAGGCUUGUUAGAACCACUUUGGCUUCUCAUUCUGGGAGUCGUCGCAGCGGUUUCACUGCUUUGUUUGUUAACACUUUGUACCAUCACUGGUCUUAAAAGAUGCAGAGCUAGAUCCUCUAGGUCCGGGAACAACGUCCCAUGGACAAGAGCUGUAAGCUGGAAGGAAAACACUGUAAUAUCAAUCGAUGAUGACCUCCUGGGAAAUGUGCCGAAGAUAAGCCGGCAGGAGCUUGCAGAAGCUUGCGAAGACUUCAGCAACAUAAUUGGAUCUUCUCAUGAGACAGUUGUGUACAAGGGAACUUUGAAGGAUGGCCAGGAAAUCGCUGUUGUGUCACUGUCCGUUUCAGUGCAUUACUGGAAUAACCACGUAGAGCUUUACUUUCAAAAGGAGGUGAUAGAAAUGGCCAGAUUGGGUCAUGAAAAUGCUGCAAAGAUGGUGGGAUACUGCAAGGAAUCUGAUCCGUUCUCAAGAAUGCUGGCCUUUCAGUACCCACCGAAUGGGACACUUUAUGAGCAUAUUCACGAUGGAGAAGGAUGUCAGCUAACUUGGCCCAGACGGAUGAAACUAGCACUCAGCAUUGCGCGAGUUCUCAGAUACUUACACACGGAGCUGCAACCUCCAUUCGCUGUCGCUGCAUUGACGUCCAGUUCAGUUUACCUUACCGAAGAUUUCUCGCCAAAGAUACUUGAUUUCGAGAGGUGGAGAUAUCUUGUGACCAAACCAGGACUUGGCUCCGGUUGCCCAGUAAACGGCGGAUCUGUCAACAACAUUACGGAUUCUCGGCACAAGCAUUUCAUGGACGUCCAGGCCAACACAUUCGCAUUCGGAGUGAUCCUGCUGGAGCUGAUCAGCAGUAGAGCCGCAGUUUCCAAAGAUACAGGGGACUUGGUAGACUGGGCAAGGAAGCACUUGGACCAGCCCAAGGAGUUCAGCAAGCUGGUCGACCCGAACCAACAGAGCAUGAACCAGGAGAGCCUGGGCAUCGUCUGCAACGUGGUGAACCUGUGCAUCGAUCCCGAGCCGUCACGGCGGCCCUCCAUGAGCAUGAUCGCGGCCAUCCUGGAGGAAGGCAUCGAGGCGUCGACUGCUACCUUGUUCAGGGAUUCUUCUCUGGCCUGGGCCGAGGCUGAGCUGGCCAUCUCCUAGAUGCCCUUUGUUUGCCCUUCGCUGCCAUGCUGCAGUUGCAAGAACAGUUCUUUCCAAUCCAUUGUUAUUCCGUUUGGCAUUGUAAUGGUAUUUUCUUGAGAGAAAGAAUGACACCCAAAUCUGAAUCGAAAGGGACUCGAACUUGGAUUUGA